This is a messenger RNA of Paramecium pentaurelia, 1330 nucleotides long. NCBI's taxonomy places the organism in Eukaryota, Ciliophora, Oligohymenophorea, Peniculida, Parameciidae. The record is from the annotation of a GenBank genome assembly.
AUGAUAUUUCAAUUUUUAUUAAUAUAAUUCACACAAGGAAUUAUAACUGAAAGCUCAGGAGAAGUUACUUAGUUUUCUUAUUAAGUUUCAGGAUUUAAUUGCUAAAAUGGAUAUACAUCUACAAUAAAUUUUCCAGACACUUUUGCAAAUAUUCCAAAAUUAAUCUUAUAUCCAAGUCUUUUUGAUUUUGCAUCUAUUACUUCAAAUCAACCUAUAGCAAAAAUUGAGAUAGUAAGUUUAACAUUAACAAGUAAAUAAAUUAGUUUACUUAGAUUUUCAAAUAAAAUUAACAUGUCCGUAAUAAAGAAUCAAUACUUAUACUCUCAAGUGGUAUGCAAUUGAUGAUCAACGCUUAAUAGUUAUUAAUGAGUUUAAUUUAAAUCCUUUAGCUUCUAAAUCCUUUACUUUUUAAAAUCCAAAUAUAAAAAAAGCAAUUGUUUCAAUUAUAGGGAUUGGAUAUAAAGGAUCAUUUGAGGUGACUCUAUCUGUAAGAUAUAUAUAUAAUAAUAGAUAUCUGAUUUAACUUCGACAUCUGUAACUGUCAAUUAUAAUAGUUAUAAUACAAAUAUGGUUUUACUUGGUUAUUAAGUAAUAUUGGGGACUGAUGAAAUUAUAUCUUAUAUUGAUAAAAUUUCAUCCUCGAAUGUUUACACAAGUCCACAAUAUCCUGUUUAAUCUAAUAGUUAUUUUAUUACAGCUUUUAGUAAAUUCUAAUAAGGGUUAGAUAAUGGUAUAGUCACAUUAAGAACAACAAUUAAUUAAGGUGCCUCUGUUGUAAAUUAUGAUAUUUCGAGAUGUAAGAUUUUGAUUUAUUGAAAUAGGGGGAUCUGGGCUUUAUCCACAAAAUACAAUCUAAUCAUAUUGGUUAAAAUACACUGUUAAUAAUCCAUUUUUAGCAAUGGAAUGUUUUACUGUUAGAGUUAGCAAAUUAUUUGAAAUGAAUUCAGAUUAGAAACCAGCUUUUCAGUUGGAAUUUUUUGAGAUCAAUAAAGUAGUAAAUACAAUAGGGUCAGAAUCUAUUUUAAUAAAUGAAUCAAUUACAUUACUAAAUAUUCAUAUAUAUUACAAAUGUCCAUCAAAUAAUAAAAAAGUUCAUAGUUAAAUGAAUAAAUGUAAUAAUUGUAGUGGAUCUAAUAAGAUUUAUAACUUAAACCAUCAUUGUCAUGGGUCAAUUAAUACAAUUAAUAUCUAUGCUAAAUACAAUGCUUAAUCAAAUUAUAAAGAAUUAACCUUAACUACAACUAGUAAUAGUAUAACUAUUGUAUAAAAAUUAACAAAUAAAAUUAUCACAUAAGAAACUAUAUUAUUUGUAGAAUUUUUAGAUGUAUGA